Molecule: messenger RNA, 1386 nt
Organism: Penicillium canescens
Lineage: Eukaryota; Fungi; Ascomycota; Eurotiomycetes; Eurotiales; Aspergillaceae
Product: Ran GTPase-binding protein YRB1
Exons: 4
Coding region: 155-898 (247 amino acids)
Biological process (GO): nucleocytoplasmic transport
Cellular component (GO): cytoplasm; nuclear pore
Molecular function (GO): GTPase activator activity
Source: RefSeq, a predicted model, not a curated record
GUACCCAAACUAUUAAUUUUCCCCCCUCAUCGCCGCUCUGAUCAACAAACACUCCCAAUUCUCUUCCUGUAUUCCACUCUUACAUCCGUGGAACUCAGCCAUCUCGUCUCUCUUUCAUCUUUUUCAACCGAAUUUCUGGAACCUUUCAGUCACCAUGUCUGACGUCGCUGAGACCAAGCCUGACCCCACCACCGCCGCUCCUGAGGACAAGAAGCCCGAGGAGACCACUACCGGUGAGGGUGAGAAGUCUGUCACCGAUGCUGCUACCGAGACCGCCAAGGAAGCUGUCGACACUGCCAAGGAUGCCUCUGUGAAGACUUCUGACAGCGUGUUUUCCAUGUUCGGUGGCGGCCCCAAGAAGGAGAAGAAGGAGGAGGCUGACGAUGCCGACGAGCCCUCCGGCUCUUCCAAGGCCAAGAAGGCCGAUGACGAUGAGGAGGAGGUUUCCGAGUCCCCUGACGUCCACUUCGAACCCGUGAUCCACCUGACUGAGAAGGUUGAGAUCAAGACCAACGAGGAGCUCGAGGAGCAGGCCUUCAAGAUGCGCGCCAAGCUCUUCAAGUUCGACCGCGAUUCCAAGGAGUGGAAGGAGCGUGGUACUGGUGACGUCCGUCUGCUGAAGCACAAGGAGAACCAGAAGACCCGUCUUGUCAUGCGCCGUGACAAGACCUUGAAGGUCUGCGCCAACCACUACAUCGUCCCCGACAUGAAGCUGAGCGCCAACGUCGGCAGUGACCGCAGCUGGGUCUGGAACGCCGCCGCCGAUGUCUCCGAGGGUGAGCCCGAGGCCCAGACUCUGGCCAUCCGUUUCGCCAACAGCGAGAACGCCAACGCCUUCAAGGAGGCCUUCGAGAAGGCCCAACAGGAGAACGAGAAGCUCUUCGCCGCUCAGGAGUAAACAGCUCCCUUUCUCAUUGCUGAUUUCUCGAGAAAGUGUAGAGAGACACAACCAUUCUGCACUAGGCAUUCAUGACCUUUGUCUCUAUGCAACGUCCAGGAGCUUGCUCUCGAAAAAAACAACUCCCCCAUUCUCGCCCCCUUCCAAAUCGUUUCACCCCAUCGCCCCAUCCCUUUGAAUUCCAUUCCAAUAAACCCCCGAUCCCCUACGACGCGACGAGGCGAGGCAGCAGUUAUGAAUAUGCUCCUCGCAUGCUAUCGUGAGCCAUGCAGUCUACGAAAUGGAGGGCAGUUCCCUGACGUUGGUGGUUCGCAGUUUGGCUGUAGAUAGACAUUUCCCCACCGAAUAUACACCCUGCACAUCGCCAUACCCUGAUAUAAGUAAUUUAUGACGACUAUACCGGUUUGCCCACAAUGCACCAUGAUAAACCAGCAACGAGCUUAGUGAAAUUGCAAGUAGCCCAAUUGCACAUGUGUAGGAGAAUGCAG